Mizuhopecten yessoensis (Yesso scallop) is the source of this 4737-nucleotide messenger RNA. Its product is annotated as nuclear pore complex protein Nup160-like. The record is from RefSeq and is a predicted model, not a curated record. The transcript has 36 exons. Bases 27 to 4250 code for a protein of 1407 amino acids. NCBI's taxonomy places the organism in Eukaryota, Metazoa, Mollusca, Bivalvia, Pectinida, Pectinidae. Gene Ontology annotation, molecular function: structural constituent of nuclear pore. Gene Ontology annotation, cellular component: nuclear pore.
ACUUCCGGUUUUCGAGAGUUUGAAAAAUGGCGGAAAGCAUGAGUGGGAAAUCUUUCCGAGAAGUUGUUGUUCCUUCAAGCCCAUCAUCCAAAUGGAAAGAAAUUACAGUCAACACAGGGGCAUCAGCCAGCACACUUCAAGAUAUCAAAGUACCAGACAGUUGUGGUGGAUACUCCUACCUGGAUAGUGGUGUGCCUCAGUCAGCAGUCAGAAACCGCUUCAUCUACUGGAGAACUAGCAAUGAUGUGCUUGAGUUGGUGGAGCAGAGUCUGGACUUUAACCUGCUGGGAUCACAAGUGCGAUUUAAGUUCCUGGAAACUCAGAUCUUUGGUGGUGUGACAGUGUGGGAGUCUCAUGGCAAUGUCAUCAUCCUGGUGGCCACAGUGGCCAGUGUUCAUCGCCUCAUCUUCCCGCACCCUUCCCGACUUCAGAAAACGGAUAUUGGCUGUUCAUCAGAUCAAGUUGUACAGUCUAUUUUCUAUGAUGCCUCCUUGAUGACGGCAGCCGACUCAAAAAACAUGCAUAUGUUGAACCCAGGUGGCAGUGUGACCUCCCACUUACACAGUGCUGCCACCUACCUGAACAACGAGGGCGAUGCACUGUUUUCAUUUUCCAGUAACACUGGAAACAUCCUACUGAUUAAGAUGCCACCCCCUCAGGUCCAAGGAGUUGUUCAACAGUUUGAUCUGCGCCAGUCUUCUAUGAUGCAGAAAUUGUUUAGUGGCCUCAUCAGGACUGGACAAGAGGCCACAGACUCUGCUACUAGUAUGGUCAUACAAAUGUUCCAUGGGGAUGCCUACAUCUUCGCAGUUUGCAGGGACCACAAAUUGAGAAUAUGGUCAACAAAGACUCGAGAGUGUAUCCUGGCUUACAACCUGCUUGAGUGUUGUCCUGAUCUUCAGCAUGUUCAGCCCGUGACAGGGAGUGGACAUACAGUCAAGAAAGUUUUGAGCAGUGAUACUAUUGAUUUGAAGCUCUGUGUUUAUUUAAACUUCCCAGACAGAAAUCAGUUUUGCUUUGUACAACCCCAUAUGGUGAAUGGGCGCCUUGAGGUUUACCACAACGCGACUGUGUUUGGCUCUCCUGAAGAUUUGGUGGAUUAUUCUGUGACUGAUGAACACCUAUGGACACUCUGGACAAACCAGACCGGGGAAAGCGUGGCCAGGGUCCGAAGCAUGACAGAAGGCCAUUUAAGGGGAGAUAAUUGGAGUGAGGUGAUCUUGCAUCCUCCAGAGAAUAGUGACAUCAUUGUCCCUCGCCAUGCUGACCCUCGAGAGGUCUACUUGGCCCGUAUCUUCCAUCCCCGACGCUUUAAUGUUCAGGAUAUUAGGAAGGCACUCAAUGUGUACCGUCGUUCUCUGGACAUGACUGUUACUGGGGAGAUGACGCUACAAGUGAAUACGCUCAAGGAGGAGGUAACUCUAGCAGUAGAGGAUGCUAUCCGAAAUUCUGCAGCGUCCAAUGAGCUUGCGGAGGAGGAGUACUACCAGAUCCAACUUGACCAGUGGACAAAGUUCCACUCCUGCUGCGUCCAGUAUCAAGAGGUCGGAGCUAAAAUGAAGGGACUGCUGACUGAUCCAGUCACAGGAUUAGUUUGCCUCAUCAAAAAGGGCUGUGUGACCUACAUUCGACAGUGUGACAGAAUUGAAGAGCUGUGUCUUGGAAGUGGCGAGUGGACUGACCAGCAGGAGUUAGAUCAUGCCCUGAAAUUUGAUGUUGAAAUGCUGGGUCGCUGCCUAGAGCUGAUAAAGUCUAAGGUCACAGACGAGGCAGGGGCACAAUUUGACUACUGUCUAGUGUCACAGGAGGAGAUUCGUACACUGGCAAAUCACAUGGUUGAGGAACUAUUCACCGAGGAAGGUUUGCUAGAAGGAUCAGCUUCUAUGGCCUCACUUGGGGCCCGGAUCCAGAGCAUCAUAAACCUGCCAGACAGUGUCCAGAUCUUACUAGAUGCUACCGACCUUACCACACAGGAUGACCUGGAUGACACACCCAUGGAUGAUGGUGAGAACACUGACCCCCAGCUUUCAUGUGGUCAACUAUUCACAAGUGGUACUGCUGUGGAAAUCCUCUCUGCCACUCUACAGCAGAUCUCUGUCACUAGGUUAUCUGUCCUUAGGGAUCUGCUAAUCCUACAGGAGGCGGCCUGUCAGCUGGGAGAUCGGGAUGGUAUAACUCCUGAUGUUACAGACCGUCUACGCCUCGAUCUUAUCCCCCACACCCUUACACUGCUCCAGUCCUAUAUGCUUCUCAAGUGGGUUGCUGAGUCUGUUACAACGCCUAGUCAAACCAGUGCCUUAGAAUUUAAUGUGAGACAGCUGGCAUCCCUGGAGAUCAAUGAUGGGUCAGGACUCUCCAGCCAGCAGCGAACCAGUCUGCAGAAUAUGGGUGUGGCAGAGCUAUUUAUCCAGGCUGUAGGUGGGACACAGGCACGACAAAUGCUUGCCCAGACACGUCUGAUGGAGAAUGAACCCUGUGCUACCUGGACUUUGGGCAUCCUAGGCCUCACCAACUUUGUGUCCCGGCUUAUCUGGCCAAUGAGCCCCCACUUUGUGUUCCCAGAGUUCUUGGUAGGGAGUUGUCAAUACCUCCAGCUCCAGGAGUAUGUACGUCUGCUAAGCUCCUGGUGCGAGUGGCAUGUCUCCUCUCGUAGGUUCAUGUUGGGGCUAUGUUACCUGCACUUUGAUGAGCCUCAAAAAGCUGGUCAGUGUUUCACCGCAGCAAAGAAAGGAGUUGCCACUGAGAGCUUCCUGAGGCAGAAACUUCUACAGACAGAGGAAACAAACAGUAAACGCCUGGAGGUCCUGUACUACCUUAAGGUGUUAAAACAAUUUGAAGAAUUUGGAGCUCCUGAUAUGGUUGUCUCUCUUGCCAAAACAGGAAUUAGUAUAGCUGAUGAUGACGACCCUAACAUGCCCACUCUUUACUCUAAGCUGUUCAAGUACCAGCUUGAGUUAGGCCACAACAUGGAGGCAUACUCAGCCAUGAUAGCCAAUCCAGACCCCUCCAGGAGAAAGGAUUGUCUGCGACAGUUAUUGGUGACCUUGUGUGAGCGGGGUGACCUUGAGGCAUUGAUAACUUUCCCAUACAUCGACCUAGAGGAAGAGGUUGUGACUAUCCUGGAGAGUCGUGCCCGGUCCGUGGAUCUACUUACCCAUAACUACUAUGACCUCCUGUAUGCUUUCCACAUCUUCAGGAAUAACUUCAGAAAAGCUGGCCGUGUAAUGUACGAGCACGGCACAAGACUUGGACGAGAGGUACCAGGCAAGAGAGGACUAGAACGUCAGGCACAGUGUUACCUAGCAACCAUGAACGUAUUACGACUUGUGAAACCAGAAUAUGCAUGGAUUGUGAAACCUGUACAGAAACAGAAUAAACUUAUAUUGGAAGGCUCUGGAAGUUCACCAAAGCGUUUCUUGGAUGGUGAAGAAAAACUAGCAGCAUCUGAUCAGAAGAUGGAGAUAAUGGAACUAGGUGACAUAGAGAAAGAGUUCAUGUUGGUUGACGCUCGACUCCGUCUUCUACAGAAGGAUACAGAUCCAGCCCUCACAUCAGGUCCAACUCCAGGACCAGAUGAGAUGGUGGGACUACUGGUGAGGGCAGGAAUGUACGACCGAGCAAUCACUGUCUGUCAGGUGUUUGAUAUGAAGCUAGUCACAGUGUUUGAAAGUCUUGCACUCAGGUGUGUGAAGCUGGCCCGCAGUAGUUCCUGGGAUAACUCAGUAGUGUCAGUGACAUGGGACUGGCUACAGGAAAACAACUUAGCUCUAUCUAACCUCACCAAGGAUACCAGUGCCACGGACCUUGCCUGGUUGCUUCUGCAGCACUAUUUAGAGACGUAUGAAGACUCUACAGGGCAGUACCACAGAUGUAUAGCGAUGAAACUGUUAGCCCAAGCCUUCCCUCUCCCAACAUGGCUUAUCAACUCUUACAAGGGGUUGAACACAGCAGAAUUGCUGAGAGUCUAUAUUGAUUUUGACAUGCUGGAAGAUGCUGUGAUUUUGACCAUGGAAUAUAUUGAUGCAGUCAUGGACUCUUUUACGGGUCAUGGGAGUGAACUUUUUAAACUACGGGGUUGCCUACAAAACCACACCCAGACAGCCUGGCUGCCCUAUACUAGUAUCGACCAGCUGCUCAUUGCACUGGGGGAUCACAAGCAUGACCUCACACAUGGCAAGCUGUAUGAUUCACUACAGAACAAAAUGACCAGCUACUAUAACAAGCUAUCCGAGCAGGACUAUGACAGCUGACACUGGCUUACCUGAUGUGUGUUUGUACCGUCUUCAUUGUCUCCCUUUACUCAGUCUUCAGACCAAAACCAACUUGUCAUUGUGAAUGCAUCAUCAGUGUCACUUUACGUCUAAUUACUCCAAAAACUAUCAUUUCAACAGAAACAACAUCACUUUUGGGUUAUAUUUGUGCAGUAUAUGUAUGGGAAAAUAUCUGAAGAUCUCUAUGUAUUUGGAAUCAUUUCCACCACCAUUCAAGAACCCUAAAUUUUAGGAAUCUGGCUAUUAAAUUCAUUUACGAACUUUCUGUCCCAAAGUUGAGCCCUGAACAUAACAGAAAAGUCGUGACUGUUUUCUCUAACUGUUAGGUAAUAAAAAGGGACUUGAGGAAAUUCACUAUAAAAACAACUUCUGUUGCUUAUUGAGGAAUGGAUUAUAUUUUGACUUUUUGUUAUCUGUAUUGAUGCCAAGCAGAUGUAUUGAAUAAACUAUGUACAUGUGAAUUGCU